AUGAUAAACCUGCCUUUUUCUGUUUAAAUGAAUAUUCACAUGAGAACAGAAUAUGAUGUUUCUAAUUUACAGAAGAAGGAAAACCCCAUCAUUAAAAUAUACAUGAUCAUUCUGAAAUGCUUGAAUUUAAUAUAGAAAACUUAAAAUUUUACUAUAAAUGAUUAAAUUCAUCAUAUUGCAAAACUACUUAAAUCAUUUGAAGAUAAAUUAAAACAAAAGUAUAAUCUAUCCNUAAAUAAAAAAUAAACAAGGAUUAAAAUGGUAAAUGGAGGUUAUUAUGAAGGUGAUUGGUUCGAUAGUAUGAGACAUGAUUAAGGAAUUCAAUUAUGUACAUUAUAAUCUUUUAUUAUUAUUAGUAAUGGAUAAUGGGUUAAUGAUAUGGCAAAUGAAAAGGAACUUAUUCUAAUUCAGGAGGUGUACAUAAUAUAUUAUAAAAGAGAUUGGGUUAAUGAUUAAUAACACGGUUAUGAAAUUGAUUUAUGGUCAGAUGAAUCUAAAUAUGAAAUAUUCAAAAUCAUUCAAUUUAGUGAAUUUUUACAUUUGUUACAAAGUAUGAAAAAGAAAAUUAAAAUUUGCUGAUAAUAAUUUAUAUGAAGGAGAUUUCUUAGAUAAUGAUAUAAAAGGUUAUGGAAAAUUAGUUUGGAAUGAUGGAAAAACUUAUGCUGGAAAUUGGUUAAACAGUAAAAUGAAUGGUUAUGAUUAAACUGUAUUACUAUUAAGGAUAUUAUUUAAAUGAUAAAAAACAUGGUUAAGAUAUGUUAUCUUGGAAUAAUGGAAAAAAAUAUGAAAGCGAAUGGGUUCUGGGAAAAUAAAAUGGUAAAGGUUUUAUUAUCACUGAAAUUGGAGAAAAAAAGUGGAAUCUGGGAAAAUUGAAGAAGAAUCAAAACUGA
Paramecium sonneborni is the source of this 890-nucleotide messenger RNA. The record is from the annotation of a GenBank genome assembly. Lineage: Eukaryota; Ciliophora; Oligohymenophorea; Peniculida; Parameciidae.